Molecule: messenger RNA, 3195 nt
Organism: Arxiozyma heterogenica
Lineage: Eukaryota; Fungi; Ascomycota; Saccharomycetes; Saccharomycetales; Saccharomycetaceae
Gene: TSL1
Product: trehalose 6-phosphate synthase/phosphatase complex subunit
Exons: 1
Coding region: 1-3195 (1064 amino acids)
Biological process (GO): trehalose biosynthetic process
Cellular component (GO): alpha,alpha-trehalose-phosphate synthase complex (UDP-forming); cytosol
Molecular function (GO): trehalose-phosphatase activity
Source: RefSeq, a predicted model, not a curated record
AUGACAAUUAUUGUGGCUUCUUUAUUUUUGCCAUAUCAGCCGGAAUUCAAAUUAAAUGAAUCCGAAUAUGAGACUGCUGAAUUGGUAGAAUCUAAUUUAGUUAAGCUUAACCCUGGUGCAAUAGAUAAUAUCAAGGGAAAAAGGUCUGCCUCAGUGCAUUCUCCUACACCUUUCAUUAACAGAAGCAAUAGGUCCAGUUCUGUCCAUUCUACUAAACCUUUCAUUACAAACCAGCAUAACGAUAACUCUUUAGCACCAGACAAUAACAAACCAAAUACUUCUCGCGAGACUUCUGCUGUUAUCGAAAAUAAUGAAAUAGAUGUCACUUCAGAGCAAUUUUUAGAAAAUUUAACUACUAAUUUCAAUAGGUCUUCUGUUUCUGGUGCGACUAACCGUGUCAGUUCCCCAAUUCUAGGUAAAUCUCCCCCGGCCAACACUACAUCUAUCGAGGAUUUCUUCUUAUCUAAAAAUACUAUCAAUCCAAACUCUACUCCAAUUGUUUCUACUGCUACGAGUACCACCGCUACCCCUAGUACUACCACUGCCACUACCACCACCAAUAUGGAUGGAACCUCUGCUACCAGCCCUAGAACUGCUGCUAACAAUUGGUCACACCAUCCUAUAAACGACUCUUUCACUUUACACACUGUGUUCGAUACUGUUACCCAACAAACCUCAAUACCAAUAGGUUCUAAAACUACUGUUGUCAGACCUAAAUCCAGAGCUGUGCCUGAUUUCAAUUCUUCUAUGUACGACAUAGAUAGAAUUAAACAAAAGGAACAACAGUUUCAUAGUGCCCCAGCUAUGAAAAGAGUCCAUGUAGUUCCAGAGAAACCAGCAAUAGACAGCCCUGCUAAUAUUGAAGAAAAACAAGAAGGGGGUCAAAAGGAUGACGAUUAUACCUCUGAUUUAGAGACUGAUGGCAAGGAAAAAUUUGUGGUUCCGAAAUUUGGUGGGUACUCAAAUAAAUCAAAGGCCAAGAGUCUUAGAUUACAUAAUUCUCAAAAAUUGUUUGGUCAAUUGCCUUGGUCUAUUGUUCCCUGUGAGAAAGGUAACGGCGCUUUAAAAAAUGCUGUUAAUAUUGCAUCUAAGGAAAAAACCUUAACUGAUGAUGUCUACUGGGUUGGUACAAUGGGUAUCCCCACCGAUGAACUCCCUAUAGACAUUUCAAAUAAAAUUAUUAAGGCUUUAAAAAACAAUUAUAAUUGCCAUGCAGUAAUUAGCGAUGAUGUUACAUUCAAAGGCGCCUACAAAAAUUUCUGUAAGCAAAUUUUAUGGCCAACUUUACACUAUCAAAUCCCAGAUAAUCCAAACUCUAAAGCAUUUGAAGAUCAUUCAUGGAAUUAUUACUGUGAUCUAAACAAAUUGUUUGCAGAAAAGAUAGCUCAAGUGUAUAAGGAAGGUGAUAUUAUUUGGAUUCACGAUUAUCAUUUGAUGUUGGUCCCAGAAAUGGUUAGAAGUUUAUUGCCUAAUGCAAAGAUUGGCUAUUUCCUUCACGUUUCCUUCCCAAGUAGUGAAGUGUUUAGAUGUUUUGCUCACAGAGAAAAGAUGUUAAAAGGUAUACUUGGUGCUAACUCAGUUGGCUUCCAAACCACUGAAUACGCAAGACAUUUCUUACAAACAACUAAUAGAUUGUUAAUGGCUGAUGUCUCCAAUGAUGAAUUGAAAUAUCAAGGAAAAAUCAUCUCCAUUACAUCUAUACCUGUAGGCAUCGAUGCCUUUGCACUAAAGGACCAUUUAAGAAGAGACCAAGUUAAUCAAUGGCGUCGUUUGAUUAGAGAAAGAUGGAAAGGCAAGAAAUUGAUUGUCUGUAGAGAUCAAUUUGAUAGAAUCCGUGGUUUAAACAAAAAAAUGUUAGCAUAUGAAAGAUUUCUAAGAGAGAAUCCAAAAUACAUUGAUAAAGUUGUUUUGGUACAGAUUUGUCUAGGCAAAUCACAGAAUGAGGACUUCGAACGGCAGUUGAUGUUAACUGUUGAUCGAAUCAAUUCUUUAUCUGCUAAUAUUGGUAUGUCUCCACCAGUAGUCUUUUUACAUCAAGGUUUAGAAUACCCACAAUAUCUAGCCUUAAAUUGCGAAGCAGAUUUAUUUAUGGUCAACACAUUUAGAGAAGGUAUGAAUCUAACAUGUCAUGAAUUCAUUAUUUCAUCUGAAGAGAAAAAUGCCCCGUUGCUAUUAUCUGAAUUCACAGGAAGCGCAUCAGUUUUAGAUGAAGGUUCCAUAUUAAUUAAUCCAUGGGACAUUAGACAUGUAUCUCAAUCAAUUAAGGCUGGGUUGGAAAUGACUUAUGCUGAAAAGAGGAAGCAUUGGAAGAGUUUAGUCAAAAGUGUUAUUAUGCAUGAUUCCGACACUUGGAUUAAAUCUUCUUUACAAGACAUAAAUAAUUCAUGGGAGACUAAUAAAGAAAGAUCCACUAUUUUUAACCUUGGUUAUGAUGCAUUAUACAAAGACUAUGAAGAUUCAAAGAAAAAAUUAUUUAUCUUCAAAAUUACUGAACCACCUACAAGCAGAGUUUUGUCUACAUUAAGCGAAUUAGCAGCCAACAAUAUUGUCUUUGUCAUGAAUUCUCAUUCAAAAGUUACCUUAGAACGUUUAUACGCUCGUGCAUCUAAUGUAGGUCUAAUUGCAGAAAAUGGGGCGUAUGUAAGAUUAGAUGGAUCGUGGUAUAAUAUUGUAGAGCAAGUCGAUUGGAAAGAUGAAGUUAUGAAGAUUUUGGAUGCUAAGAUCGAAAGAUUACCAGGUGCCUAUUAUAAAGUAACAGAUUCUAUGAUCAGAUUCCAUACGGAAAAUGCUGAAGACCAAGAUCGUGUAGCUGGUGUUAUUGGUGAAGCCAUCUCCCAUAUCAAUACAUUAUUUGAUGAAAACAAUAUACAUGCAUAUGUUUAUAAAGAUAUUUUGUUUGUUCAACAAAAUGGCUUAUCAUUAUCUGCAUUCAAAUUCUUGUUGAACUACUUCAACAGUUCGGCUGCACGAGCCAGCGGAGAUUCGCAAUGCCACAUCCAAUUUGCUUGUAUCUCAGGUUCUUCUUCUCCAAUUAUUGAACCAUUGUUCAAAUGUGUUAAAGAAGAAGUUCUUAAUGGCAAUUUAAAAUAUGGCCACACAAUUGUGUAUGGUAACACCACAUCAACCAAUGCCAAGGAACAUGUUGAUGGUCUGAAUGAAUUAUUAACAAUACUUGAAAAAGUGUCUCAGAAGUAA